Papilio machaon (common yellow swallowtail) is the source of this 797-nucleotide messenger RNA. It is a transcript of the gene NC2beta, whose product is annotated as protein Dr1. The transcript has 3 exons. Gene Ontology annotation, molecular function: TBP-class protein binding; core promoter sequence-specific DNA binding; protein heterodimerization activity. Lineage: Eukaryota; Metazoa; Arthropoda; Insecta; Lepidoptera; Papilionidae. The record is from RefSeq and is a predicted model, not a curated record. Gene Ontology annotation, biological process: RNA polymerase II preinitiation complex assembly; positive regulation of transcription by RNA polymerase II; chromatin remodeling. Gene Ontology annotation, cellular component: negative cofactor 2 complex. Bases 187 to 741 code for a protein of 184 amino acids.
CUAUAAAGUGUAAAAAAUUAUUGUAAUAGAUGUUGGACAAAGAAUUAUUUAAUAUUUAUACUUGAUCCCAGAAGCGAGGAGAAGAAUGUAAAUUUUCUAUUUCAUUUGCACGGUAAAGGUAACAAAGAAACAUAAAUAUAAAUUUCAAAAAAUAAAUCGUCAUAUAGUCUAAAGUAAAACAAGAAAAUGGGUAGUCCAGAACGAGAAUUAUGUCCUCCACCUUCUGAGGAAGAUGAGCUUACGCUUCCACGAGCAAGCAUUAAUAAAAUGAUAAAGGAACUAGUGCCUUCCGUUCGGAUUGCUUUCGAAUCGAGGGAGUUGAUUUUGAACUGCUGCACAGAAUUUAUUCAUCUUAUUAGUUCAGAAGCAAAUGAAGUGUGCAAUCAAAGUAAUAAAAAAACAAUAAAUGCUGAGCAUGUACUUACAGCUUUAGACAGAUUAGGGUUUAGUGACUACACUGAGGAAGCAGAAGCAGUUUUAAAGGAUUGUAAAGCUGUAGCUGCUAAAAGAAGAAGACAAAGUACUCGUCUGGAAAAUUUAGGAAUACCUGAAGAAGAAUUAUUAAGACAACAGCAAGAGCUUUUUGCAAAGGCUCGUGAAGAACAAGCAAAACAAGAACAACAACAGUGGUUGUUACUACAACAACAAGGCCUGGUGGGCCCUGAAGGUGUGCCACAGCCCUAUGUUCCACCCCCUGCAGCCAUUAAACCUGAAGACGAGGAAGAUGAUGAUUAUUCAUAAGCACAUUGUUAAGACAUAAGGCAAAAUAUUUUAAACAAUAAUAAGGGUCAUAUUUA